GCUCACUGGCGACGCUCGCGCCGUCUGUCGACGUUGAGGUUCCUUCUUGUUCGACGAAUCUCGUCGCAGCGUUCGAAAUUGUUAAGUGUCAUUGCUCAUUAGCGGUUGAUUCCGACACGUGGAUACGCUGAUCGGAAAUCGCAAUCAGUCGCGCGACGCUCUGAUGACACCGCUCUCGAUAAUAUCAGGAUGCACGCGUAAAACGAUCGGAAAACGUGCGUUUGUGCGUGAAGCUGGGUGUAACGAGCUCUCCUUGAUAUGCCUGUGCACCGUCCUCGGGAUUGUCGGCGCUACAUCUCCUAGUUCUUUCCAACAAUCGAGUCCGUAUUGACAAUAAAAAUGGCGACGAUAGACGGCGAGACAAAACUCGAUAUGUACGAUGACGUUACGUACGCUGUGGAACAUGUCGAGGGUGAGAUGACAGUAGGUACGAAACAGAAAUCAACGCUAGGAGAGCCAGAGUUUAAUACGCUAGAUGAACCCAUCAAGGACACAAUUUUGAGGGAUGUUCGAGCAGUGGGCAAAAAAUUUUUGCACGUUUUGUACCCUAAAGAAAAGAAAAGUCUACUGAAAGAAUGGGAUCUAUGGGGACCAUUAGUGUUAUGUACAUUCAUGGCAAUGAUAUUACAAGGUUCCACCGACACAGCAGAUAAUUCAAACGAUGGAGGGCCUGAAUUUGCAGAAGUAUUCGUUAUCGUCUGGAUUGGAUCUAUGGUUGUCACAUUAAAUUCCAAAUUAUUGGGUGGAAAUAUAUCUUUCUUCCAAAGUGUUUGCGUCCUAGGAUAUUGCCUACUACCGACUGCCAUUGCAUUAAUUUUAUGCAGAAUCAUAUUGAUAGCGCAGCAAACCACUCUUCUAUUUUCCCUCAGAUUCGCCAUCACUUUGAUCGGAUUCUUAUGGGCAACGUUCGCAUCAGUGGCAUUUCUUGGCGAUAGCCAACCUUCGGGACGAAAGGCGUUAGCGGUAUAUCCAAUUUUUCUAUUCUACUUUGUCAUAUCUUGGCUAGUUAUAUCACACACGACAUAAAAUGAAACAUAAUAAUUCAUCUGUCCCAAGACUACAGUACAUGGCUUUAGGUUUCUUUACCAAUUCCGGAAGACAAAGGAACAAAAGUAUUUCCAACUCCCGCAUCUGUGGACGUAUAUUCCAAUAUUGCGUUUUUCUGAGUAAUACACGUACAUGCAUAGUAGCCAAGUAUUUAUUAUCAAACUCGAUAUGUCAAUUAUAAUCGUAUCGUAGAUAUAUAUUUAUAGAAAUUUCAAAAAGGAAAAAAUAACCGAUACAAAGUGACACGAAUGACCAUCUUGCUUGUAUCAUUCGUUCCGAAUUCGUGCACUUGGAUAUUGUUUUUUCGUACUUUAAUGAAUAUUACUUUUUAAGAAAUUUCGCACACACGAUUUUAAUCCUAACGUUGUAAAUUUAAGACAUUUCGACCGUGUGACAGAGACGUGAAACAUAAUUUGUAUCGUUUUGUACAUGUAUAUUAUGUAUAUAAAAUUACGUUUAAACAAUAUGUUGUACAUUAAUAAAAGGAUAAGGAAUUAAAGGAAAGCGUAAA
Messenger RNA from Ooceraea biroi (clonal raider ant), 1558 nucleotides. Its product is annotated as protein YIPF6. Lineage: Eukaryota; Metazoa; Arthropoda; Insecta; Hymenoptera; Formicidae. Gene Ontology annotation, biological process: endoplasmic reticulum to Golgi vesicle-mediated transport. Gene Ontology annotation, cellular component: membrane; trans-Golgi network. The record is from RefSeq and is a predicted model, not a curated record.